AUGAGCAACGUCGAGAAAGAGCCUGGUCCCCAACCACCCUCUCCUGCGCCAGACAGCGCAGAGCCAGAGAAACGCAAAAGAGAGUACAAGGAUUUCGGCCAUGAGGAAGAGGGCCCUACCCGCGCUCUCGUCGAUAUGGACACUAUCGAACUCAAGGCCGAGGAUCUCUACGACAAGGAAAAGGUAGACUUGGAGACUAUCGUCAUCGACGACGUCUUCAAGCUCCUCCAGUGCGACGAGAACGGUCUCUCAGAGGAGGAGGCCGCCCGCCGUCUCGAGCUCUUUGGUCCCAACAAGUUGGAGGUGGAUGAGCAGAAUCCUUUCCUCCAAUUCUUGUCCUUCAUGUGGAAUCCCCUCUCCUGGGUCAUGGAAGCUGCUGCCCUCGUCGCUAUCGUCCUCUCCAACGGACAGGGCCAACCUCCUGACUGGCCCGAUUUUGUCGGUAUCGUCCUCCUGCUUUUCAUCAACUCUGCUAUCGGUUUCUAUGAGGAACGCAACGCCGGAAACGCUGUCAAAGCCCUCAUGGACUCCCUCGCCCCCAAGGCCAAGGUCAAGCGUGCUGGCAACUGGUCAGAAAUCGAGUCGGCUACUCUUGUCCCCGGUGACAUGAUCUCUUUCAAAAUUGGAGACAUCGUCCCCGCCGACUGCCGUCUUACUGAAGCUAUCAACGUUUCUAUCGACCAGGCUGCCCUCACCGGUGAAUCUCUCCCCCAGUCCAAGAAGAACGGCGAUCAGUGCUUCUCGGGUUCUACCUGCAAGCAGGGUGAAGCCGAGGGUGUUGUUAUCUCCACUGGCUCCAACACUUUCUUCGGUCGCGCUGCCUCCCUCGUCGGACAGGACGAUGACACCACUGGUCACUUGCAGAAGAUUCUCGCCCAGAUUGGCUCCUUCUGCCUUAUCACCAUCGGUAUCUUCGUUCUCGCUGAAAUUUUCACCCUCUACGCCGGUUUCCGCUACAGCUACCGCCGCGGUCUCGACAACAUCCUUGUCCUCCUCAUAGGUGGUAUCCCCAUUGCCAUGCCCACUGUCUUGUCUGUCACCCUCGCCGUCGGUGCCCAGCAGCUCGCCAAGUACAAGGCUAUCGUUACCCGUAUCACCGCUAUUGAGGAGUUGGCUGGUGUCACCAUUCUGUGCUCUGACAAGACCGGUACUUUGACCACCAACAAGCUCACCAUCGACCGCAACACCAUCCAGACCUAUGGCCCCUUCUCCGCCGAGGACGUCAUCCUCCUCGCCGCCUACGCUUCGCGCACGGAGAACCAGGACGCCAUCGACGCUUCCGUCGUCCAGGCUAUUGGUGAUCCCUCGCGCGCCCGUGCUGGCAUCAAGCUCCUCGACUUCAAGCCUUUCAACCCCGUUGACAAGCGCACGGAGAUCACUUACCGCGAGGAGGCCACUGGCAAGCUCAAGCGUGUCACCAAGGGUAUGACCGGUAUCAUCAUCGAACUCUGCUCGCGCAACAAGACCGAGGAGAUCGAGAACCGUCUCGAGAAGGACGUCGAGGAGUACGCCGCCCGUGGUCUGCGUGCGCUCGCUGUUGCUUAUGAGGAGGUUGACGGCGACGACUUUGAGGCUGAGGGUAACGGAUUUGAACUCAUCGGUCUUCUGGCCAUCUACGAUCCUCCCCGUGACGACACCAAGCAGACUAUCGACGAUGCUCUCGCCCUCGGUGUUAAAGUCAAGAUGGUCACUGGUGAUCAGCUGGCUAUUGCAAAGGAGACUGGCCGUCGUCUUGGACUCGGCGACCACAUGUACCCCGCCAAGGUUCUCAAGGACGGCCCCGCCCCCGGAAGCAAGCACGGUUCGCUCGACGAGAUGAUCAUGGACGCCGACGGUUUCGCUGGAGUCUUCCCCGAGCACAAGUACGAGAUCGUCAAGCGUCUCCAGGGUCUCGGACAUCUCUGCGCUAUGACUGGUGACGGUGCGAACGACGCCCCUGCCUUGUCCCGCGCCAACGUCGGUAUCGCUGUCGAGGGUGCCACGGACGCUGCCCGUGGUGCUGCUGACAUUGUCUUGACGGAACCCGGUCUGUCCACCAUCGUCCACGCCAUCCGCCAGUCCCGUGUCAUCUUCCAACGUAUGCGCAACUACUCCAUCUACGCUUGUGCUGUUACCAUCCGUAUUGUCGUGUGCUUUGCCAUUUUGGCGUUCACGUACAAGUUUGACUUCCCGCCGUUUAUGAUUCUGAUUAUUGCGCUGUUGAACGAUGGUACUAUCAUGACUCUCUCUGUUGACCGUGUGUUGCCCUCUAUGACACCGGACAGUUGGGAUCUUGCGGAGAUUUUCAGUUAUGCUGUUGCUUAUGGUAUCUACUUGACUGCCUCUACCGUUGCCCUCGUCUGCAUCAUCAAGGAGACCACUUUCUUCCAGGACACCUUCGGCGUGCGCCUCGACACCGACUUCCCCAUCGCCUCCAACGACCCUCAACUGCACAUGGUUAUCUACCUCCAGGUCGCCAUCAUCUCGCAGGCGCUCAUCUUCGUCACCCGUUCCCACUCGUUCUUCUUCAUGGAGCGCCCUUCGACUGCGCUCAUGGUCGCGUUCUGCAUUGCCCAGCUGAUCUCGUCGAUCAUUGCUGCCUACGGUGACUGGGGAUUCACUAAGAUUAGGGCUAUCAGCGGUGGAUGGAUCGGUAUUGUCUGGGUCUGGAACAUUGUGUGGUUCAUCCCUCUCGACUGGAUCAAGUUCGCGAUGAAGGCGACCGUCAUCAAACGCUUGCGCCAGCGCCACGAGGCCAAGGUCGCACAGGAGGCGCAGACAGGUGUACCCAUGACCCGCACCCAAUCCCGCGCAGCGUCGAUCCACGAGAGUCUGUACUCGAACCGUGUGUCGUUCAUCAAGCGCGCGGCGCGCAAGGUCGGCUUUGGACAGAAGAUCUCGAUGAAGCCCGAGGAGCUCCAGCGAUUCAGCAGUAUCCAGGCGCAGAGGGUCGGUGCGACGCUCGCGAGAAACCCGAGUCGGACUGCUGCGUGA
This is a messenger RNA of Psilocybe cubensis, 2973 nucleotides long. RefSeq lists its product as uncharacterized. The transcript is spliced from 7 exons. Gene Ontology annotation, biological process: proton export across plasma membrane; regulation of intracellular pH. Gene Ontology annotation, cellular component: plasma membrane. NCBI's taxonomy places the organism in Eukaryota, Fungi, Basidiomycota, Agaricomycetes, Agaricales, Agrocybaceae. Gene Ontology annotation, molecular function: ATP hydrolysis activity; ATP binding; P-type proton-exporting transporter activity. Bases 1 to 2973 code for a protein of 990 amino acids. The record is from RefSeq and is a predicted model, not a curated record.